UCAAUCGAUUAUCGAUCACUUGAGUACCCACAACUGUCACAAGAGCGAACAAGUGAUUGCUUCACGGCUAAACAAUGUUUGUGGAGGGCUGGAGAAUGUAUUAUCAAUGUUUAAGUGUAGAUUAGAGGAGUUAUGGAAUAAAACAGGCAGACGCUCGAUAAAGACCUGUCCCAUAGAGGGUUACAUUACGACAUUAUGGUGCACGGGAACAGCGAACGGAUGCACGUGCUCGUGGGUCACGUGCUAGAAGGUUCGCAGAACCACGCUCUGGAGGAACUAGGCAAAGCAGCCGACAUUCUAGACACGCAAAUAACAAUAGAGUGUACAAGUCUUACGAAUCACUGUGUUUGCGCGGAAAAUGUCGAAUACCUCCGGAAACCCGACCACAUACUGCAGUGUAUCCGGAAGGGUAAAUGCUUCCACUGCCAGCGGUACAGGUGUAUGGACCGGAAGUAUGAAACAGUGACCGCCUCUACAUCGCUGCUGCACCUUGCAGCCGCAUCCGGGAGGUUCGAAGUGUUCCGAUUCCUGCACAGAUCCGGGGGCGACCUAGAAUCCACUUCCGGUCUGUUCCAGCUGCGCUCAAUCCACCUGGCGAUAAUCCACGGGCAUUUUAACAUCUUCUGUUAUCUGCUUAGCCAGAAGGUUGGCGUGAACGCACCGUUACUAACGCACGGUACGACGUUGACUCCGCUAAUGUUGGCCGUACAGCACCGCAGAAUGGACAUGGUGAACCACCUGCUCAUGGUCCGUGACCUUGACCUCUGCUACCGGAACUCCCUCCGCCAAUCGCCCGUCCUAUUCGCCGUCCGCAAUAACGACAUCGAUCUCGUCAACCUGCUACUGAGCGCUGAGGAGGCCCGCAACGGCCGUGCCCAUGACAGCGACGGCAGGAGAUCCAUGUGUCCGGAGGAGCUGCAGCAUCCCUGUGCCAUGCUCGAGACUAUCAAACGAGACAACGACACCGUCCUCAAGGCGUUACUAGACGGUGGCUGUGAAGCGGACUUUAUCUUCCAGGGGUAUUACAGCCAAACAUCAGCUUUAAUCCUGGCGUCCAUUCAUAACUCAUACAAGUGCUUAGAACUUCUAGUGGAAUACGGUGCAGAUAUACAGUUGAACCUCGGCGGAACAGCCUUACAUUGGGCCCAGCAACUGGACUGGCCAGAGAGUGUGAAUGUCCUCCACAACGCCCAGUUCAAACACAUUCUAGCUGGGUUGGAGAGUGACGAUGAUUUAAACUCUAGUGGCUCUGAAUCUACAAAUGUUGACGACGAAGCCGACAGUGUUGAUGGCGGGGAAUCAGUCCGCAAAAACAGUGUUCAUGAAAUAGACACAAACUUGAGUCCGCUCUUAUCAAUAUGGUACUUCGUGCAAUGGCUGGACGUAAGUGAACCGAUACAGAAAAUGGUGGGAAAAGGCCAUGAUGUGAAUGUUCAGGAUCGCUACGGACGAACUGGACUACACUUGGCUGUUGACGACCAAAAUGUCCCGGCUUUACGGACUUUACUGAGUCUUGGUGCUGAUUGUAAUAUUCCCGACUCAUGUGGGGCAACGCCUUUCUGGCACGCCGUUUACUGGAACAAAGAAAGCAUGAUCAAAGAGCUUAUGUUCGCUAAUGUUGUCACGGAGUGCAGAGCUCACAAAGACGCCGGUAAAUUCCGGCUUCCGUAUUUGGAAGGAUUAAACCCCGACCCUGGUUGUUGUACAGUUUCUACACUCAGUGUUGCUGUUAAAAAAAACUUUCCUUUCAUCGUACACCUACUCCUUGAAGCAGGAUAUAAAACAGCAUCAGAAGACAUGGAGGAAUUAAUCAGCAUCGCUAAACCGGAAUCCAAAGCCAUCCUUACAGAUUAUUCUAGUCAGCCCCGGAGCUUGUUCGCGCAUGCUCGCAACUACGUGCGUGACACGUGCGGUCGGAACAUUCAUCGUCUCGUGCGAGACGUCGACCUGCCCUUCCGCGCGAGAGAUUGUCUUCUCCUGAGGGACUUGUUCGACCUCAAAAUAGAACCGGAUUUUUGACAAACUCCUUUUGGAUGAAUUCAUUACAGUUAACAGUAUUUUUAGUCUGAACGAUAGCAUUUUGUAUUUUUCAGAAUUAUUUUAGUACCAAGAGUUUUUAAAGAGUUCCUGAAGUUUCUAAUCGUUUACCAGAUAAACAGCCUCGGAUGUAUAUGGACGGUUUACAAUGUCAGAAAUCUUUACAUUUUACUACACUCGAAGUAGAUCGCGUUGUAAUCAAUUAUCAGUUUAACUUCAUGACUUACUCUUGGGAAUCUUAAUAACAUAUACAAUAAUACACUUUAGCGGUAAUCAAUUUAAACUUAAUAAUUAUACAAAAUACACGUUAAAACACAAGUGUUUAUUAAUACUAUUACAUAUUUUUUUACGAACUACUUCUACUGAUGUACCGGCAUUCAUCCGAGGUUGUUUUCGAUGGAAAAGGACCAAGGUGUUCCGAAUGUGAUGUCAUAGAACGAUGAAUGAUGUCACUGCACGAUGAUCGUUUACAAAUGUUAGUAAAUUACAAACUGCAGUGUUUUUAGUGUUCUACCUUGACAAUAUUAUACAACGGAAUCAGAUUUUGUAUUAUUGCUACUUUAACUAGUAUUAAUUGUUUAUUCGUGUCAGUAAUAUUCAGUAUUCAAUACAAAAGCUCAGAGUUUC
This is a messenger RNA of Mya arenaria, 2664 nucleotides long. RefSeq names its product serine/threonine-protein phosphatase 6 regulatory ankyrin repeat subunit B-like. The transcript is spliced from 5 exons. The record is from RefSeq and is a predicted model, not a curated record. Gene Ontology annotation, cellular component: cytoplasm; nucleus. Gene Ontology annotation, molecular function: protein binding. Lineage: Eukaryota; Metazoa; Mollusca; Bivalvia; Myida; Myidae. The coding region runs from base 196 to 2019 and encodes 607 amino acids.